This is a messenger RNA of Fusarium vanettenii 77-13-4, 1101 nucleotides long. RefSeq lists its product as uncharacterized. NCBI's taxonomy places the organism in Eukaryota, Fungi, Ascomycota, Sordariomycetes, Hypocreales, Nectriaceae. Gene Ontology annotation, molecular function: uroporphyrinogen decarboxylase activity. The transcript is spliced from 5 exons. The coding region runs from base 1 to 1101 and encodes 366 amino acids. The record is from RefSeq and is a predicted model, not a curated record. Gene Ontology annotation, cellular component: cytosol. Gene Ontology annotation, biological process: heme biosynthetic process.
AUGGAACGCAACUUUGAGCCUCUCAAGAAUGACCUGUUGCUUCGCGCAGCAUGGGGCCAGACCGUUGAGCGCCCGCCCAUGUGGGUGAUGAGACAAGCCGGCCGUUACCUCCCUGAGUAUCACGAGGCCAAGGGCAACCGGGACUUCUUCGAGUGCUGUCGCGACCCCGAGGUUGCCACGACGAUUACACUGCAGCCUGUCCAGCGCUACGCCGGCCUCAUCGACGCGGCCAUCAUCUUCUCCGACAUCCUCGUGAUCCCCCAGGCCAUGGGCAUGGUGGUCGAGAUGGUUGACAAGAAGGGCCCGCACUUUCCGAGCCCGCUCAAGACCCCCGACGACGAGCAGUACGGCCAGGUUCUCGCCAAGAACGUUGAUGUUGCUGCCGAACUCGACUAUGUGUACAAGGCCGUCACGCUGACGCGCCAGAGGCUCCAGGGACAGGUGCCGCUGAUCGGCUUCUGCGGUGCUCCUUGGACUCUGUUCUGCUACAUGGUCGAGGGUGGUGGCACCAAGCUGUUUGCGCAGGUUAAGACGUGGAUCUACAGAUACCCCGAAGAGUCGAAGAAGCUGCUGGCAAAGAUUGCUGAUAUCUGUGUGGAUCACUUGGCUCUGCAGGUCAAGGCUGGUGCUCAGUUGGUCAUGGUGUUUGAUUCCUGGGCGGGAGAGCUCGGCCCUGCAUCUUACCGUCAGUUCUCGGAGCCCUACCUCAAGCGCAUUGCGGAGAAGCUGCCCGAGAAGCUCAAGGCGCUCGGUCUGGACAAGGUGCCCAUGACCGUGUUCCCCAAGGGCGCGUGGUAUGCGCUCGACUCGGCGUGCGACCUGGGCUACAACGUGGUGGGAAUGGACUGGCUGCACGACCCCAAGGAGGCUGUCAAGAUCCGCGGAGAUCGCAACAUUGUGUUCCAGGGUAACGCCGACCCCGGAGUUCUGUACGGCACCAAGGAGGGCAUCACAACGGCCGUGCAGGAGAUGGUUGACGGGUUCUGGGUUGGAAACAAGGGCUGGAUCGCCAACCUCGGUCAUGGAAUCACCCCUGGCGUGAAUCCCGACAACCUCAAGCACUUCUUUGAGGAGGUUCAUCGUCUGACCAAGAAGAACUGA